AUGGUUUUUCCCAAACCGAUUGCUUACAUUGAAAUUACAACCGAACAUUUUGAUCUUGCAUACAAUCAUCCAUCAGUUCUCCAUGAACUUCAAAGAGAAUGCAAUAAACUAUCAAUUCCAUCACUCCAAACUAGUUUUGGGAUUGUACCGAAUACACUUUCACAACCUUCAAAAAGAAAAUCUUGGAAAAAGAAGAAUAAUAAUACAAAGAUAUUGGAGUGUCAUUUGAGUGUAGAGAAGAUCAAAGAAGAUCCGUGGACAUGGAGAAAAUAUGGAGAAAAAAUCAUCAAAGGGUCUUCACAUCCAAGGAGCUACUACAAAUGUAGCAGCUUCAAAGAUUGUCAAGCAAAAAAACUAGUAGAAAAAAGCAAAAACAAAGAGAAUACUUAUGUUGUGACGUAUAAAGGAAAACACAAUCAUAAAGAGCCAAAAUGUAACAACAAAUUUGUCACUGGCACCUCCCGAAACAAGUCAUCAAAGAGAGUAUUAUCUACUUCUAAAGCUGUUGAAUCAUCCUCAAAUGUAAGAAGCAUGGGUUCACCUAAUGUUGUAAUGGCACACUUUAAUCAGACAGAGAAUAUCAAUGCUCAAAUUCUCUCGCCUCAAUCAAAAGUCCUAUAUCCAGAAAAUGAGCUUACAUCAAAUGGUUUGCUUGUUUCCCAAGAAACGGUAUCGUCUUCAAUUGUUGGAAACUCGGGAUCAUCUAAUGUGAUGAAGUUGCAGUUUGAUGACCCAAAGAGAGGUGGUGCUCAAGUUUUGACUUGUGAAUCAAUAAUUCCUUGUUCACAAACAAAAUCAAUUGGAAGUUGUGAUGAUGAUGACCAUGAAAUUUUGAUACCAAACAUGAGAGCAAUGUCGGAGGAUAUUUUACUAGACUUCAACCACCUCAAUGGUGGUAGGUUAUUCUCUUAGUUGGGUCUAACACAUUAAGUUUUCUAGAUUUGAGUUGAUCUAGUUUUAGAUUGUCCCUAAGUAAUAUAUGAUUCAAUGAUUUUUUUUCACCACCGAUCCACUAGACUGACUAAGGUUUGGCGGUCAAGUUCUGACAUCAUAUGGUUCUAACCACCUCCCGUUCGUAGUAUUCAAAUGACUCUUCUAAUUGAUGAGAAAAUGGUAUAAAUAAAUAUUAUUAUUUGCUCCUUUUUCUCUAACCAAAUACUCUUAAUUAAA
Vicia villosa (hairy vetch) is the source of this 1170-nucleotide messenger RNA. RefSeq names its product WRKY transcription factor 22-like. Gene Ontology annotation, molecular function: transcription cis-regulatory region binding; DNA-binding transcription factor activity. The transcript is spliced from 3 exons. Bases 1 to 912 code for a protein of 303 amino acids. Gene Ontology annotation, cellular component: nucleus. Lineage: Eukaryota; Viridiplantae; Streptophyta; Magnoliopsida; Fabales; Fabaceae. Gene Ontology annotation, biological process: regulation of DNA-templated transcription. The record is from RefSeq and is a predicted model, not a curated record.